Messenger RNA from Effrenium voratum, 4771 nucleotides. Lineage: Eukaryota; Dinophyceae; Suessiales; Symbiodiniaceae. The record is from the annotation of a GenBank genome assembly.
UUGUUGGGUCCUUUCAGGGUGGCGCGCGAGAUGCCAUGUGGCUCUGCUGGGUGCUUCUGGCAGUUCCACUGAGCGCGGAACGUUCACAGCUUUUCGAGGAGGUGCCCGAGGACGUGCCACUUCGCCAGGGCUUGGUGCAGCACUCACUGCAUGAGGAGGAGCCCUUUGCGCGUGACAAGGGGCAGGCGGUGAGCUUUCGUAGCGGCUUCACCCUGGGCCAACGCAGGGAGGUGAACUGCAGCCACGAGAAGGAGGUACUGAAACAGGUCCUCCAGAGCCUGGCGACGAUCAAUGAAACCCGCAACGGCGAGAACUUGGCGGAAGAUCACUGCACAUGGAAGGGCGACGACUUCAAUCUCACGUGCCAGGGCUGUGAGGUGAUUUCACUCGAGAUGAUUCCCGUUGCCAUCAGAUUCCUGAGGCAGGGGUGGCCAAAGCGGCGCAGGAAGCUGCUGAAGCCGGUGCUGCCGCCGAUGAUCGGUCAGCUGAAAGGCUUGCAGGAGCUGAAGCUAAGGUGGUACAAGGUCAGAGGAGACAUCUCCGUGCUGGCGCCGCUGGUGAGGCUCCGAAAGCUGGACAUUCAGAAGUCUUGGCUGACUGGCGACAUUUCGGCACUGAGCAACAUGACCCGGAUGGAGCUCUUGGACGUGACUGAGACCCAGGUCAGCGGUAGCAUGCAGGCCUUGGUCAAGAUGACGCAGCUCAGAGAUGUGUACUUUCGGAAGGCCAAGCAGGUGGAGGGGUCCUUGGAUCACUUCCGGGGACUCUCCAAGCUGCAGGAGCUGGUGCUGUGCCACACCCAGCUCUCAGGAGAUAUCAAGGUGACGAAGAACAUGCCAGACCUCUCCAAGAUCGACCUCGCCUUCACCGAUGUCGUGGGAGAUAUCGGUGUGUUCAAGGGAAAGCCUAAGAUUAACUUUAUCAACUUCAGGUCAGCCUUUGUCCAUGGGAACAUUGAGAUCGUAGACAGCCUGCCCGGCUUGACACACUUCGACGUGUGCCUGACCCAUUGUGAAGGGGACCUCCGGCACCUGAAGGCAGCGCCAGGCUUGAGGUAUGUGGACCUUACCUCGACGAGCGUCAGUGGUGACAUCGCGGUCUUUAAAGAUAUGAAGGGUUUAGAGUAUCUUCUUCUCUUCCGGGACGAGAUGGUCUCGGGGGACAUCCGAGUCUUUGAGAACACCCCGCGCUUGAAGAAGCUGGGGCUCAGGCUCACGAACGUCACCGGAGACAUCAAGGUCUUUCGGCACACUUCGCUCUUGGACAAGCUACAUGUGCGGAACACCCGGGUCUUCGGGGAUAUCAAGGUCUUCGAGGCGACCAGCAUGUUGAACAACGCAGAUCUCACCGACAGAUGCUCGGGGGACAUUCAGGUCUUUCAAACGCUGCGGAGACUGGAAAAGCUGGUGCUCAUGUCGCCCAAGGUCUACGGGGACAUCAAGGCCUUCGCGAAAUGUCCCAUCCUCGAGGAGUUGGAUCUCACGGAUGCGCCUGUCGCGGGCGACAUCAUGGUCUUCAACGCCCAGAAGAUGAAGCCUUCCCUUCGCAAGCUCUACUUGCCCCGGACGAAGGUCACGGGGGAUCUGCAAAACAUUAUCCACUGGCCGAAGAUCUUGGAUGUGGAAUUCAUGGGCACCGAGAUCUACGGCUCCAUCAGCCAGGCCUGGCGCGGCAAGCUCCGCGAGCUCAGGACUCUGAAGCUCUCCGCGAGCAAGGUCACCUUCCUGCCGAACAAAACGGAGCUGCUGGGGUUGAAGGAGUUGUGGUCGCGGCACUUGAGGAAGUCCAAGAAAAGCGGCAAGAGGGCGGAGGAGAAUAGAUUAAUGGCCAGGGAGCUGUUCCCUUCGCUGUCAGUGCUGGAUAUUUCCCGAUGCCCGGUGAACGGCACCUUCGAAGACCUGAUCACCAUCUUGGCCAGCUGCGUGCACUUGGCCUCCAUCAUCGCGCCGGACGCUGGCUUGCGGGGCACGAUCCCCAACCUCGCCACCAUGGAGGUCACGGUGAAUGGCAAGCCCUCGGUGCUUUGGCGGAGCCCGUUGACCACCUCCUUGCAGACCUUGGAUCUCUCGAACAACAACAUCAGCUUUGUGGAGCGAUUCCCAGACUCCAGCCAGGCGGUCAUCCUCAUGAACCAGCCCUCCCUGAAGAUCCAGCCGGGCGGGCUGAAGCGGGCGGUGCUGCGGGACCUCUACGUGGACCUGCGAGGUACCAAGCUGGCAGACCGCAGGGAGGCGUCCUGGCUGCUGAGCGAAGGGGUGCUGGAGAUCUCACGGCACAGGUCUAUGGGUGAGGCGAGUAAGAGCUUCAGCUGCUACGGUUUGGCCAACACCGCCCUACAGGUCACCAGCUCCAGGUUUGCCCCCGACGUGCUCUGUGCCUGUGCGGCGGGGUGGUAUGGGAGAGGCGUCGAUUGCCGGCUUUGCCCUCCCAACACCUACUCCCACGGCGGCAAUGCGACGGAGUGCAUGCCUUGCCCAGACAACAGCACAUCCCCCGAGGGUACCACAUCAGCAAAGCACUGCGAGUGUCACUACGGCAGCAUCUACCGGAAGACGAACGCCACCUCCGAACGCGAGAGGUGGGCCUGUGGCUGCCAAACCGGCUACGCGCAGAAAGAUGGCAACUGCGUGGACUGCGGGGAUCUGCAUUUGGACUGCUCCGCCUUUGGCCUGGACGCGGAAGUUGCUCUGCCGCGGCCCGGCUUUGCGCGCCUGCGGAAGGGUCAGACCGCCACCUACGAGUGCAUGCCGCCCAAGGAGCAGCGCUGCAACCUUGCCAACCAGUCAGGCCUCCAUAUACCGAAAGGUGGGCUCGGCUGCGCCGAAGGCUAUCGCGGUCCGCUCUGCGUGGAUUGCGAAGAUGGGUGGCACAUGGAUCGGGAGAUCUGCUUGAAGUGCAACAGCGAGCGCACGUGGCAGGAGAUCCUUCUGGUUUGGGCAAGCGGCUUUGCCAUCGUCGUGGGCAUUCUGGCGGGUGCCAUGUACUUCCGGAGGCAGAUCGCCGAGUCCCUGGUCGCGCAGCCCCACGCGGAGGGCACCGUGGGGGUGCUGACGCAGCACUUCUCCACCACGCUGCCCGUGCUGCUGGUGAUGUGCCAGCUAUGGGCCGUGGUGGCGGGCCUUGCGCGGACCCAGCACUUUGAGACCAGCGAGCCGGAGGCUGGGCACGCCGACGACGCUGACGGCUGGGAGGUGCAAUAUGUGGAGACGCUCCAACUGAGUGUUGUCGCCAUCCAGGACAGCCUGAAUUUGCAGUGUCUCUUCGACGGCGCCUUGGUGCGGUUGGGCUCCGCGCUGGCGUCGCCGCUGGUGCCGCUGCUGCUGCUGGCGCUCUGCGCGGUGCUGGAGCUCUUCGCGCGGUCCUAUGGCAUCGUGCUGUGCCUGCAGACGUUGACGGUCACUUUCGUGGGUGGGGCUUCCUCCUGCGCCUUCAUUUUGAGCUGCCACCAUGCCGACGGAGGUGGUGAGGAUCUGGGCGAGGGCGCGUUCCGGAAAAUCUUCCCCACGCUGCUCUGCAACGAGUCCAACACCUUGGUGCGGUACGUGGACGCAGUGGGAUGGACCGCCGCGCUGUCCUACGCCAUUUUCAUCCCCCUCUUUCUCCUGCGGAUCUUCUCGAAGCAGCACUACGCGCUCAGAUCCGGCAAGUCCUGCGCUGCCACCAGCGAGGACAACGGCAGAGAUCUCGUCGUGAGGUUGAUGAAUUUGCGCAACGCCAAGGACGCCUUGAAACUGGAGGGGGACAUGCUCACGAAGCGCUUGGUGGCUGCUGCGGUGGCGCACAUCUCAGUGCUGGUGGCUGGGCGGGUGGUCCUCAAGUUGGAAGACGAGAAAGCGGUGGUACGGAUGGUGGAGGGCAAGUCCCAUCGGGACAAGGGCACAGCUGACGCCGUGGAGCAGUACCUGGGCGAGCUGGACGAGCCAGGGCUGAUGUUCCACAUGGAAACCCUUCGGGCACAGACCAUUAUGCAAAUGCUCACGGAGCGCUGUCGCAUCCAGGAACUGGAGAGUCAGGAUCGAUUGCUUGCCGGGUCCAAGCAUGUGCUGUUCCAAUAUGCGCUCUGCUGCCAUGUCUGGAUGGAGGUGGUGCUGAAGCUGGUGGCGGUGGCGCUGGUCUCGGUGGUGAACUCGGAUGAGGGCCUCAAGCUGGCGCUGGCGGUGACCCUGGCCAUGGCCGCCAUGGUCUUCGCAGUGCAGCCCUACGCGCAGCCGCAGGCGAACAGCCUCACCAGCUUCUGCUUCCUAUGCUUGGCGGGGGCCUCGCUGGGCUUCAGCUUCCACCUCUCCUGGCUCAGCCGCUCGGCGCUGCUGGCGCCCUUUCUGCUUUGCGCCAAGCAGGCGCUGUGGCCUGACAGCCCAGAGGCCUUGGCGGUGCGGCUCUUUCAGGAGUUGGAGCCGAAGCUGGCAGAGCUGCAGCAGGGCGCGGAGGUGGAGCUGAGCGCAGAGAAGGUGAGCUUCCUUUGAGGAUCUGGUUCAACUUCCGGUGCCCAGCUUUGACCGGCCAAGCUCCGAAUCGUGAGGCCGCGAAAGCCGCGAGAGGUGCCAAGUGAGAUCCCCUUUGCUUGACAAACCUUGCUCGGAACUUGUCGAAUGGCACGUGCUGCAAGAGCUGACAUCGCUUGUUGGCGUGAGAGUACGUGAAGCGAGCGCGGCUUGGCUGGUAGCUGGCUCCGUCCGUGCACGCAUGUUAAUUAGCCAAAAACAAAGCCACCGUGCGAAGCACCUGUCCGCGUUCCGCUGAGCAACGUGACAAACUUUUAGUCUUGCAGCUA